Molecule: messenger RNA, 2531 nt
Organism: Triplophysa dalaica
Lineage: Eukaryota; Metazoa; Chordata; Actinopteri; Cypriniformes; Nemacheilidae
Product: B- and T-lymphocyte attenuator-like
Exons: 6
Coding region: 392-1333 (313 amino acids)
Biological process (GO): immune response-regulating cell surface receptor signaling pathway
Cellular component (GO): plasma membrane
Molecular function (GO): signaling receptor activity
Source: RefSeq, a predicted model, not a curated record
CUUCAUCUGAAAUACAAACAUUUUCUUCAUACUUUUUCUCGUAAGCUUUUGCAAGAAGGUUUGACAUUAAACCUCUACGAAGUCAUCAGAGCUGGUUAGACACUUUCAAUGACAAAAGAGAACAAACCAUAAAGAGCAUCUGUGAAAUACAGCCACAGAGAGAAAGCCAGAAAGAAAUGCAGAGAAACUAUACAGGUGAAGAGACAUGAUCCUGUAAGGUGAACAUGCAUCUAAGGAAGUACAAGAAAAGAGAAACAGAGAUGGUGAGUGAUGUCAUAGAGAAACCUGCAGAAAAACUUCACUUUUGCUCUUUCCCACACACAUGAUACACAAUGCGUACAGCUCUCUGUCCGAACAACAGCUCACAACACCUGAUUAAAGACGUUUAAUCAUGGGCAGUGGUGUUUUACAGAUUAUCUGUGAGUUGGUUACUUGUAUAAUACUGCUCAAAUCUCUUCAUGUCAGUGGAAACACAAAUGGGUCUGAGCUCUUGUGCCUCACAUCUAUCAAAGUACCACGAAACACACAUAUACGAGCUCCUGUUAUGACAGACUUAAAGAUAAACUGUACUGUUAUUAUACACAAAUGUCAGGGGAACCCAAAGAUCUCAUGGUGCAAAAUCUAUGGAAAUGACUGUAAAGCCUUAAAUCAAUCAAACUACACAGAAACUAUGUGGAAGAAUAAUACACAGCAGGAAGGAAUGUUAUUCCUGACGUUUCUGAACAUCUCAAUGGAUGAUGCAGGUUUAUACAGAUGUAAAAACCAGAACUCUGUAAGUCAUCACAUAAAUGUCACGGUGACGGCACAUAAGGAGAUUUCAGGUUCUGGGAAUCAAAGCAAAACAAGUAAUGAGACAAAUCUAAAGAAGGAUCUGCAGUGGCUUUGGCCAUAUGUGUCUAUCUGCGGAGGACUAGUAGGGCUGGUUGUCAUAGUAAUCACUGUAUCUUUCAUUAUCAUCAGAUGUCAUGGGAGGAAGUCAGCGAGAAAAGAAACAACAACUACAAUUCAGUACAUGAAAACACAAAGAAGUGAUCCGACUACUCCGUCUCGUCCUCAUCACAACAGCCACCCUCCCUCAGGCCGACUGACCUCGGCUUAUGACACUCCACCUGUCAGAGCAGGAUUUCAUAGAGACCGUACAUCAGAUGAAAGAGUCUCAGCCAAUAUGAAAAAAUCAAAAGGUUGCCAGAACAAUGUGAGAUCCACAGAACAGGAAGAGGAGAAUCCGCUUGUGUAUGCUUCUUUAAAUCACCAGGCUAUAUCAAGAGGGCCAAGAACAACAGUGCAGCAAGAAACAGAGCCUUCAGAAUAUGCUGCAAUCCGAUUUCGGUAAUUCCAUGAAACAUUUACUUAGACACUUUAAAAGGAAGUUCUCAGAAUCAUGCCUGUUUAAGGAAAUCACUAAAACUGACACUCUAUCAAGGAAAAGGACUCCUUUGGACAUCUCUGUGGCAGUUGCCAUUCUCUCAUUGGUCUUUAGGAUUACAAACGAAAUUGAAAAUAUAAAAAAGUCAUCAUCAUGGGGAAAAUUUUCAUGUUGUUGACAAUGAUUUUAGUAAACCACCAGAAAAUGAAACCAUUUUCUUUUACAUUUUAACACUUUUACAUUGAUUCAAAGCAGUGUGUUAUAUGAAAUGAUUUUUCAUUUUUAUUUAUCAUUAAUUGAUUGAUUCAAAUACUCAAGAUUCUUAUGAUUAAGAAUUGAAUUAAGCUUUGAAAUCAUCAUAUUUUAGAUUUAUCAGUGAUAUGUAUUAAGGGUUAAAAAUACUUCUCAGAUUUUGAGUAGCACAUUUAAUGAAUCAGAUAUGUAAUGGUAUUCUGUCCACCACUCUUAUGGGUACACAGUAUAAUGUAAACAGUAUCUUGGUCAUAUUUUUUAUGUCUAGAUGGUAAAAACUGAGAAGCCCACAAGAGCACAACGUGUUUCCUGUAUAAAGAGGUGGGUGGGGGGUUGGGGGGACUACAAUUUACCAGACAUGAUGGUGGGAUUACAUACCACCCACACUGAAGCAUAACACAUUCGGCCUCCAACUGUUAAUGUAUUACAGGUUGAUGAAUCACAUACUCCUUUCUAUUCAUCACUGUACAGUUUGCACGUGUGUUGUGUGAGUCAGUUUAUCCAAUAUUUUUCAUUUUCGCACCACACCUGAAUGUUUAAACUGCAUACGUGUAAAUCAGUUUUCUAAUGUUAAAGUCCCUGUGAACUGGAAGGUGCGAUCAUGUCUACUUCCGUAUUCUGACGCAUUUCCAAGUGAAACGGAAUUUCGAAAGAGAAAAAUAUUGUGGUUUUUCACUGGGAUUUGAUUGGAUGUAUUAAAACAAGUCUGUUUGAAGGGAAGGAGUUAACAGAUACCUCGCCCAAACCGUCUAAUUUACAUAAUUUAAAAUGGAUUGUCACUAACUGGACGGAAUGCAUUUUCAGAUUAUAAUUGAAGAUUACGAGGGCACAUGAAAAAAAAAUAAAGAGAGAUAAUUUGAUAAACUAAUUGUAAUAAAUGCUGCAAUAUUUGAAUAAAAAACAAGAAAUGUUA